Molecule: messenger RNA, 2436 nt
Organism: Truncatella angustata
Lineage: Eukaryota; Fungi; Ascomycota; Sordariomycetes; Amphisphaeriales; Sporocadaceae
Product: WD40-repeat-containing domain protein
Exons: 3
Coding region: 1-2436 (811 amino acids)
Biological process (GO): tRNA wobble uridine modification
Cellular component (GO): elongator holoenzyme complex
Molecular function (GO): protein binding
Source: RefSeq, a predicted model, not a curated record
AUGAGUGAAGCCAAAAUUGGCAUUGAAUACCUUUCCGUAGGUGCCAACAGGCAAACGGCGGGUGCAGAUUGGGGCGGUCACGGCCUGGUCGCUUUUGGAGCCGAUUCCAAUAUUGCGCUCUGGCAGCCCGAUGAUCACGCUACCCAGGGAGUUAGUAGACUCUUACAGGGACAUACAGAAGCCGUGAAGGCGGUCAAAUUUCUUCCCAAGGUGGAGAAUGACGCCAACUCAUAUCUGUUGUCUGGAGGGGAUGAUAAAAUUCUAAAAGUCUGGAAAAUCGGCGAGGACAAGUCUGCCACAUGCAUCAAGACAAUUGAGGAGCAUACUGGGCCGAUAAACUGCAUUGCAGUCCUUCACAGCUUGCAAGAUAGGCCUUACCACAUCUUCGCAACGGGAGCGGCAGAUGCUUCGGUAAAAAUAUGGCGCUUCGAAGGGGGCGAAGUUACUUUGCUGCAGACCAUCAAGCCAAACCCCAAGCUCUUCCCACUCUGCGUAGCAAUCAGCGAUCUGAGUGCUCACGGCGACGGCCUUGCACUGGCGGUGGCAGGAACAAAGAACAUCGUUCAGGUCUUUGUCGCCGAAUCUUCAUCAGAGCCCAAGUUCGAGCUGCAAGCAACACUCUCAGGUCACGAAGAGUGGGUUCGCUCUUUAGAUUUCGCUUUCGAGACGGUAGAGCCGUCUAGUGAUUUGAUUCUUGCGUCUGCCAGUCAGGACAAGUAUAUCCGGUUAUGGCGUUUCCACAAAGGCGCAGAACUGCCUGCCCCGUCCGCGGCGGGUAAUGACCCGACAUUGGGUACAUUCCUGCCUGGGAAAUCGCCGUCAAACAAGGCGUAUCGCCUAAAGGCUGGCGAAAACGACUUCUCGAUCACAUUUGAGGCCUUGCUACUUGGGCAUGACGACUGGAUUUAUAGUGCUAAAUGGUACUACAACGCAAGCGGUAGAUCACAAUUGCUCUCCACAUCGGCAGACAACACGCUAGCGAUAUGGGAAGCCGAUCUGACAUCGGGUAUCUGGGUUACCACUGUACGCCUUGGUGAGAUCAGUCGGGAGAAAGGUGCAACGACCGCGACGGGAAGCACGGGGGGCUUCUGGACAGGACUCUGGUCUCCAAAUGGACAUACAGUGAUCACACUCGGUCGCACAGGAAGCUGGCGUCGGUGGGACUACAAGAAAGAUGUGUCUCAGUGGGUGCAAAUCACUGGAAUAAGCGGUCAUGUCAGAUCCGUAACGGGUAUCUCGUGGUCCAAGAGCGGAGAGUACAUUCUUUCCACCAGUCUCGAUCAAACCACGCGCCUCCAUGCCCAAUGGAAGAAAGAAGCUGGCAAGAAUACAUGGCACGAGAUGGCCAGGCCACAGAUUCAUGGCUAUGACUUGAAUUGUAUCGACUCCAUUGGAUCGUCACAGUUCGUUUCAGGAGCUGAUGAGAAGCUAAUGCGUGUAUUCAAUGAGCCGAAGGCCGUUGCGAAGCUCCUCGACCGGCUUUGUGAUAUUGGCGACUCAGAAAUCGAGCAUAUGCCAGAUGCAGCGAACAUGCCUGUACUCGGCCUUUCAAACAAGGCCAUCGACGCAGUUGACGAUGACCUUGAGAUCGAGGCAACGAAUCCUGAGAAGGAUCGUGAAGCUCUCGAUCCGGGCUCAACAGUACGGAAAUCCGUACUGGAAAUAGACCACCCCCCUUUCGAAGAUAGUCUGUCCCGGCACACUUUGUGGCCUGAGGUUGAGAAGCUGUACGGACAUGGUUACGAGAUUUCAUGUCUGGCAGCCAGCCACGACGGCACUCUCGUUGCAAGCGCUUGCAAAGCCAGUUCGCUAAACCACGCUGUCAUUCGGCUGUUCGAGACGGAGAAGUGGACAGAAGUCAGACCACCCCUAUCGGCACACACUCUAACUGCUACCCGGUUGAGAUUCUCUGCAGACGACAGAUAUCUCUUGAGUGUUGGUAGAGAUCGUCAAUGGGCAGUAUUUGAGCGGGACAAUGAGAACAAACUAGGGUAUAAGCUCCUGGAAGCCAACCCGAAGGGCCACACGAGGAUGAUCUUGGACGCCGCAUGGGCACCCGAGACGGAAUCAGUGGUUUUCGCAACGGCUGGCAGAGACAAGCAAAUAAAAAUCUGGAAGAAGGGACCGUCUGAUGAAACAAUUGCAUUGGCAACCUCGAUACCGGCCACAGCCCCGGUUACGGCUGUUGACUUCCUUUCAUGCAAAGACGAGAAUGGUAGGUUUCUGCUUGCAUCUGGAAAUGAGGAAGGAAGGAUCGCAAUUCAUACAAUCGACUCGGAGACCCUUACCGUCCUGUCCAGCGUUGCUCUGGAUCCGAACUUGGGUCUUGCUAGAGCUGUAGCUCAGUUGUCAUGGAGGCCAAACUCAGCAGCGAAGGAUUUGGCGAUAGCAGGAGAAGACUCAUCUCUGCGGGUAUAUUCUUACUCGCCCGCGUGA